AUGGAUCGCUUCCACUGGUGCUACUCUCUCCCGCUUCUCCUUAUCUUCCUCUCCGACAAGUUCCUCGGAUUACACAUGAUAAUAAUGGCAACUUCCAGGACCCACCCGGAUGACAUAAGCGGCCUUCAGCACCUCAAAAACGGGUUCGACCCGGUAUCCAUUCGGGCCGGAUCCUGCCUGAUCUCCUGGAACUUCUCCUUCGAUCCCUGCGACCACAUCUUCUCCGACCAGUUCACCUGCGGCUUCCGCUGCGAUCUCAUCGUCUUCGGUUCUUACCGAGUGACAGAAAUCGCCCUCGAUCAAGCCGGCUACUCCGGUUCGCUCUCCGCCGCCGUCUUCACCUUGCCGUAUCUUCAAACCCUAGACCUCUCUUACAACUCUCUCUCCGGUUCGAUCCCGGUUUCCCUGUCAAACCUCACCCUCCUCCACCGGCUCAUCCUCUCCGGGAAUUUAUUCGCCGGUUCGAUACCCUUCUCGCUCGGCUCGCUCUCAAGGCUCCGAGAACUCUACCUCGACGACAACCGGUUCACCGGUUCGAUCCCGGCGAGUUUCCGGCGUCUUGCGAGCUUAGAAAGACUGGAGCUUCAACGGAAUAUUCUGACCGGCGAGUUGCCGGAUCUGAGUCAACUCAGAAACCUCUAUUACCUGGAUGUAAGCGACAACCGCAUCUCCGGCGGAGCUCCGACCACGUUUCCGCCUUCCGUAAUCGAAAUCUCGCUCAGAAACAACUCCCUACGAGGUCAUUUGAAUUUUCGAUUGAGAUUAUCGGAGCUCAAAUUGUUGCAGGUUUUGGAUCUGAGUCACAAUCAAUUGACCGGAGCAAUUCCGUCAUCGCUGUUCCAUCAUCCUUCUCUCCAGCAACUCACGAUUUCGCACAACAACUUCACCUCCAUCGAAUCGCCGCCGCACGGCGGUGGCUCCACCGCCAGCAGGCUCGUCGCCGUGGACUUGAGUUACAAUGACCUCCACGGGCUGCUGCCGCCAUUCAUGGCGGCGAUACCGAAGCUGUCGUCUCUGUCGUUGGAGCAGAACAAACUGACGGGGAUAAUUCCAAAUCCGUACGCGAAGAAGGCGGCGUUCCCCCAGCCAGGUACGGCGUCGUUUCAGCGAUUAUUGUUGGGCGGGAAUUACCUAUACGGGCUUAUUCCGGGCCAAUUUUUGGCCCUAAAGCCCGGUUCCAUUAAUAUGAGUCUGGCAGAUAAUUGUUUGUAUAUGUGCCCAAAUUCCUUCUACUUUUGUCGAGGCGGAAAUCAGAAGUCGUGGCAGGAUUGCAAGAGGUUGUACCCGACAGUAUUUUAAAUUGGGCCUAGCCCAUCCAUAGAGCCCAAUAAUGUACCUUUCAGCCCACUACGAACACCUUUAUAAUAUUAAUUUUAAAU
This is a messenger RNA of Andrographis paniculata, 1379 nucleotides long. Its product is annotated as LRR receptor-like serine/threonine-protein kinase ERL2. The record is from RefSeq and is a predicted model, not a curated record. Gene Ontology annotation, molecular function: protein binding. Bases 1 to 1299 code for a protein of 432 amino acids. The transcript has a single exon. NCBI's taxonomy places the organism in Eukaryota, Viridiplantae, Streptophyta, Magnoliopsida, Lamiales, Acanthaceae.